Molecule: messenger RNA, 1016 nt
Organism: Phragmites australis (common reed)
Lineage: Eukaryota; Viridiplantae; Streptophyta; Magnoliopsida; Poales; Poaceae
Product: major pollen allergen Cyn d 1-like
Exons: 1
Coding region: 1-828 (275 amino acids)
Biological process (GO): sexual reproduction
Cellular component (GO): extracellular region
Source: RefSeq, a predicted model, not a curated record
AUGGCCUCCUCCUCCUCCUCCUCCUCCUCCUCCUCGCAGCUGGCGGCGGUGGUGGCACUGGCGCUGCUGGUCGGCGGCGCGUGGUGCGCGCCCAACGUUCCCCCAGGCCCCAACAUCACGACCACCAUCGACAGCAAGUGGCUGGAAGCCAAGGGGACGUGGUACGGCUCCAAUCCCGCGGGCUUUGCCCCUGACGACAAAGGUGGUGCGUGCGGCUACAAGGACGUGGACAAGCCUCCCUUCAGCGGCAUGACAUCGUGCGGCAACGAGCCCAUCUUCAAGGACGGCCUCGGCUGCGGCUCCUGCUUCGAGAUCAAGUGUGACAAGCCCGCCGAGUGCUCCGGCGAGCCGGUCGUCGUCUACAUCACCGACAUGAACUACGAGCACAUCGCCAGAUACCACUUCGACCUGGCCGGCAAGGCCUUCGGCGCCAUGGCCAAGAAGGGCCAGGAGGAGAAGCUGCGCAAGGCGGGAGAGAUCGACAUGCAGUUCCGCCGCGUCAAGUGCGAGUACCCGGCGGGCACCAAGAUCGCCUUCCACGUCGAGAAAGGCUCCAACCCCAACUACCUGGCGCUGCUCGUCAAGAACGUCGCCGGCGAUGGCAACAUCGUUGAGGUGGACGUCAAGGAGAAGGGCUCCAAUGAGUUCCUGCCCAUGAAGCACUCGUGGGGCACCAUCUGGAGGCUCGACACCCCCAAGCCGCUCAAGGGCCCCUUGUCCAUCCGCCUCACCGCCGAGGGAGGCGGCAAGCUCGUUGAGGACGACGUCAUCCCCGCCGACUGGAAGGCAGAUACCGCCUACAACUCCAAACUCCAGUUCGGGGGCUAAACUGGACGGGCAUCGGCCCUAUUCUUCCAUCCCUUCCGCUCCAUACAGAUAUAUAGGCAUCUUGCCUACCAUUGAUUGAUUUUGCCUAGCUACUACAUCUCCAUCUCCGUCUCCAGACAGAUAUAUAGAGAGAGAAUAAGUGUCCGAGAGAUUUGUAAGGUGUGCAUAAAUUAAAGGGGAGGACAAAU